GGCGUGCUAUUUUUGCUGGAACGCAUCUCACACGGAGUGUCUCCCAUCUACCCGGAUGCAUCCGUGCCAUCAGCAGCUGCCAUCGGGAUUCAGGAUCAAGAAUCAAGGCGCGACGUAGCGUUGUUCGGGCGCCAAUCUUAAGCCACAACGCGGACGCUAACUGUACGGGACGCAGCUCUUAACCUUCACAUUCGUACGCUCGCCGCUUCCACUACCGUUUUGAAAGUGUUGCCACCGGACCGAAGUCUAUUGGAAUAUAGGCGCAGCGAGUUUGGAGCAGCAAGAAGCAGCGUAUCAAUCCUACUGCCUCGGUGGAUGCGCUUCAACAAACAUCGGACACUGUCUCUCGCUUUAUCUUCUGUCGAUUAUCUCUUCUCUUUGAAGUAAUUGAUAAUUCGCCUAAAAGAAAGAUUUGUAACGAACCGGAUCGUAACUGGAGAAAAACCAGAGAAAACAAAAUGUAAUCGGGGAGGUUUCGUUAAACUUGAAUAGUCAUCUACUGGCAAACGUUACAUAAAUACACUAAUUAAAUGUAUUAUUUCAUCGUGCACCACACACAGCUUAAACGAAUAUGUGUCCUUCCACAGUCCCUGUGUGUCUUUCGCUUCCUUAAACCCGCAAUACGAAAGCAGGACACGCGAAACACGGACGGCGACGCCACAUUAUCUGUGGGGUUCGUUGUCUGGUGACACAAUAACACCAAAUUCACACACAAGAUCACGCAGAUUCCGAUCGAACGAAGCUGCUUGCAUAACGCUUCACAUACACCGUCCACCUUCCCCCCUUUCUGCUUUCUGGGUCUGUUCGGAAAACAAAUCUGCAAAACUGCCGCUCCGGCCCGGCCCGAGUUCGUUGUGUUCAUUUUAACGCGCAAGAAACACAACCUGAUCCCUCUCGCUACUACUACACCCUGUCCAGCGAAACCACCGAACCCCCCCAAAAAUAUGUUGUUGUUGUUCCGAUUCUUCUUUUUAACGAUCGUACGUCCAAAAGAAAUGACAUUGAAAGUGUUGAACCAACCAACGAGCGUCACUUUUACUUUCGGCGUGUGAAUGCUUUCGUCGUUCGAGGCGAGGCGUUGCGAUUUUUGAUUGUUUUGCUGUUGCUCUCCCUUGCGUUGGAGCAACUCGACGAGGAAAGGAAAGGAAGAAACGGUGAAGCUAGCUGGCCGGGAAAGGUUUAAAUUUAAUUUGCUUUUUCCGUUACGCAACCGUCAUCGCCACUGCCAACGCCAUGGGUAGAGGAGACCACACGCUGCACUCUGAUCGCGCAUCUUGCAUCGAUCAUCAAAGCGCGAUCGAUCGUUUUGAUUGAGCGGUGUCCGAAGGGUGUGUGUGUGUGUGUAUGAAGACCUGGCUGCUUGUCUAUGCCGUUUUGAAGGUUUUGUAGUUUGGGGUGGUGUUUGACCAGCGGAGGGACGAGUUCAUCGACCAUUUGGACGGCAGCAUUUCGCCAUCGCCAGCGCGUUUGAGCGAUAGCCUCGCAAGUAGGUCUCGAGGGCCACGAUCAAGUCGGUAGCGAUCAAGGUUAGCGAUCAAGAAACCCGCCCCGACCAGGCAAAGACGCAUCGCGCGUGCGCGCACACACACACACACACACACAUACCAAUUUGAUAGGCGGAGUUGCAUCAGCCAAGGAAAUCCGCCCCGAAGAUGAUCGAUAUUUAAUGGGAAGGUGAUGGUGAUGGUGAUACAUAGACCGCUUAUUUAUGAUCGGUUCGUUUGUUCGGGUAAGUUCGAACAUUCCUAUGCUAAUUGGCCGAUGUAUGGUUUCAUAUGUUGCCAGGCAUUCAUGCAGGCAUUGUUCAGAAUGAAGUGUCAACUAAUGGUAAUCAAUAUUCAAUUAACACCCACGUAAUCUAGCCCUAGCUUUGGUUGCUGACUAAGCUUUCAUAGAUUCAGCCGGUCAAACGAAUCGUUCAAGGAUUCCUCCGAAUCGAUUGAUUGGAAUUCAGCAAAACAUCCUGCAGCAACCGCAUACAUUCCAACGCCACCACAACCAUUGGUAGCGUUUGUUGAACUCUCUUCGGUUCUUGCUGCCUCAUAUGACUCAUUUGUUUGUCUUACAACACAUUGAGUGUGCAUCCAGCGGAGGAAAAUCCACCCGGCCUCGUAGGCUCGCUGAUCUGCAUACAAACUACACGAGAACGAGGCGAGGAUUCAUGAUUCAUCCGGCAGAAUGCACAAAACUAGUCCACCGGUACGCCCGCACGGUCAGUCGUUGCCCGUUAGUUCAGUGACCAAGGUGCCAGCCGCAGCCGCGCGUCCAAAAUCGCGCUGGUGAAAGAUUUAGGCCAGCCGCCAAGAACGAACGCGUUGGUGGAUAUUUUGUCGUCUCAAUCGCGACACACCACACCCAAGAAAGAUGACCAACAGUUGGGAGGCUGCUCGGGCUUCACUAGGCUCCCUCUCUGGUAGCAGUAGUUCGGGCAAUUCCAACAUUACGCUGCGGCACGAGCCGCAUCACCACACGAAACAGAAGCAAUCGACGAUGGCCAAGUAUAAUGCACCCUCGGGGCCCGUAUCGCUUUCCGCCUUGAUAGAAGCCGCUCCACCACCACCACCGGUCCCGCUAGAAGUGGCCAACAACGAGCCGUACGAUUACUUCGACACCACCGUCAAUGCCAAUGCCAUCGCGGAGCGGACCAACAGCUUGCGGCGGUUGCGAAGGGCCGGCUAUGCUAAUCGUAGCUUCAUGUACCACGGCGAAUAUCCCCCGAUCGCCGGGAUGGUAGACGACGGGUACGAUGACGAUACGGGUGGUGGUGGUGGUGGCGGUGGACGUCUUCCCUACUACGUUGAGCCGACGUACCGUUCGCUCGAGUACGAUCGCCGGCAGCGGCGCCGGCACAGCGUGCAUCAGCUGGCCAACUUUAACCCCUCGUCGAAGCUGGACGAUCUGAGGCAGCGGUUCGACGAGUACAGCUCAUCGGCCGCGGUGCCGAGGGGAGCGUACUACGGCUACUACACGCUCGAUCGCCACAAGAGCCGACAGCCGCGACCGUUGGGGCCGCCCAAUGCACCACCACCACUGGCACCGGCCAUCGCGUACGGGAAGGCGUUCUCCUUUGGGCAGAGCGCGGGUCGGUACAGCGGGAGCCGAUCGCUUGACCGCGUGCUGGUGGAGGAGGAACGGGCGGACAAGCGCAAGGGACCAAAGCGAGGUUCCCGCUCGUCGCAGGGUUCCACCGAUAGUAAUAAUAGUACACAUAGUGCAUCAUCCGGGUCGCUACUGCUGACGGUAGCAAACCUUGAGAGCUUUGCCAAAAUACAUUGUAAAACCACUGCCAGCGGUGGCUCCAAGCUGGACGGUGCCGGCAGCAGCCGAACACUCGAACGAUACCUCUCCUCGACGCUCGAUCUGGUACCGCACCCGCAUCCCGGGACGCUUGGGCGGCGAUCGCGCUACAACAGCAACAUCCUGCUGCACCAUCAAGAGGACGACGACGUUGACGUUCAUCAUCAUCCGGCCGACCAUGCGGCGAUCGACUAUCGCAAGGAUGGGCAUGCGAUCGUACCGAUCGAUGAGAUUUCCAUCGACGAGGGCGAAACAGGUGGUGGAAGCGAACGGCAGCUACAGCUUGCCACUGUCGGAGGAGCGGGUGGUGGUGGCGUUGGGCCCAGUCUCGUGUCGCCGUUCCGUUCGCUGAAGGGCGGCAAGGUGGACCCGGACUCGGUGUCCGUUGCCAGCUCGACGCACUUCACGAUGGUGAACGGGAUCGGUGGACCGCAGCGCGUGAUCAAGACCGGGAUCUGCUCGAGCGGGGGCCACCAGAUCACGGUACUGAUCAUUACGAUGAGCAUCAUCUUCAUGAUCGGUAUCUGUUCGGCUGUUUUCCUGCUCGAAAUGCGUGCCAGGGAAAUGCCAAAAUAACGACUUUCGUUUCAUCAUCAUUCGUUCGCACCACCAGAAGAUACGAGAGAGAGAGAGAGAGCCGCAGGAAGGAGCUUACGAUUUACAUUCGAAGUAGAUUUAGCAAUCAAAAACUGAUAGAUUAAGCGCUAUCGCCCUGCAACAACGCGUUGCCAUAUGGAGUUAAUAAGAGUUAUAGUUAUAGCGUAUACACAUAGGAAGAGACUUUUAGCUACUUUUUGCUAUCCCCAAGCCCUACUUUUAGACCGAUCUAUGUGUGACUUACAUAGUCAUGUUAGCAAGCGACGUACUACUUCCCGAUAGAAGCCUAUCUUAACAUACUUUUCACACAGCGAAAGAGCGUUAUGCGCAGAUAACGAACUUUCUUCACACUAUUCCUACUGCUAGGUCGAUAAGAGACAUAACAAUGUAGCGUUUUUUUUUUUUGUUAUAUCGUGCAUGAUUUCAUGGUGAGGAACGGUAUUAAAUCACAAUCAGCUAGAGAUCGCCGAACGUCCACGGGACUUGUUGCGAUACUCUAGCGUUGUGUUAGACUCGCUUAGUGCAUAGUAAUUGUAACGAUAAAAAUGAGUUAGCAUGCGCUCUACAACAUGCCAAAAUGCCAAAAGCCUCUCAAGCAGCAGAACAUGUUUUUCCUCUCUACUACUUCCUCGAAGUACUACGAUCAAUUUUUACCAUUUUUAAAGCGCCCUCCUCCAACGUAUCUGACUAAAACUAUCCAGUUUCGUGUUUCACUGAUUCAGUUCUGUGAUAUUUAUUAAAUUAUUUAACUUAUGUUGAGAGGAUAAAGAAAUGAUUAAGGAAAAAACUUGAAGUGCACAGUGUUUUGACGGCGCUGGCCCGUGCCAGUUGAAAUAGAAAGAAAG
Molecule: messenger RNA, 4739 nt
Organism: Anopheles coluzzii
Lineage: Eukaryota; Metazoa; Arthropoda; Insecta; Diptera; Culicidae
Exons: 4
Coding region: 2365-3873 (502 amino acids)
Source: RefSeq, a predicted model, not a curated record